Messenger RNA from Prunus armeniaca (apricot), 519 nucleotides. Lineage: Eukaryota; Viridiplantae; Streptophyta; Magnoliopsida; Rosales; Rosaceae. The record is from the annotation of a GenBank genome assembly.
AUGGAAUCUCACGAUGAAACUGGAUGCCAAACUCCAGACCGCCCUAUCCUUUGCGUUAACAACUGUGGAUUCUUUGGAAGGGCCGCUACAAUGAACAUGUGUUCUAAAUGUUACAAGGACACACUCCUAAAACAGGAGCAAGCCAAUUUUGCUGCUUCAUCCAUUGACAGCAUUGUGAAUGGCAGCAGUAGCAGCAUUGGCAUUGGCCCAGUCGUUGCAGGUGUUGUUGAUGUGCAAGCUGGACAAGUGGAGACAAGAGUUAUUUCAACAGAACCAUCCAUUGACUCGUCUUCGAGCAUGGUGUUUGAGGUGAAAGAAAAAGAGGGACCAAGCAGAUGCACUACUUGCCGAAAGCGUGUUGGUUUAACUGGCUUCAAUUGCAAAUGUGGAAACACCUUCUGUUCAAGUCAUCGUUAUUCUGACAAACAUGACUGUCCUUUUGAUUAUAGGACUGCUGGUCAAGAUGCUAUUGCAAAAGCCAAUCCUGUCGUCAAGGCAGAGAAACUUGAUAAGAUCUAG